This is a messenger RNA of Achroia grisella, 1714 nucleotides long. Its product is annotated as NECAP-like protein CG9132. Gene Ontology annotation, cellular component: membrane; clathrin vesicle coat. The transcript is spliced from 5 exons. The record is from RefSeq and is a predicted model, not a curated record. Bases 294 to 1031 code for a protein of 245 amino acids. Gene Ontology annotation, biological process: endocytosis. Lineage: Eukaryota; Metazoa; Arthropoda; Insecta; Lepidoptera; Pyralidae.
UUGUCAAAUAUUUUUUUGUUACGUUAAAUCCAUUAUGAAAUCCUUGUCAAGUCAGUCAAAUGGAUUUGUCACGUCAUAAUAACUAAUUAAUCACAUUUUCGUUUCGAAAGAGCGAUAAUUCAAUUCAAGAGUGAAAUUGAAUAUAUAUAUACAAAGCUUACUUUCUAGACGCACGAUUACCAGUAUUACUCUAUAAUUAAUUUUCAACCCAUACCAAGAUUUCACUAUCAUUUAUUUAACUUUUUAUUUUGUAACAUUAUAAAUUAUAUGGGAGGUUGAUUUUAUUUAUAGUAAUGGAAACAUAUGAAAGUGUUUUACUUGUGAAAAAUGAGGUGUUUGUGUUCAAAAUACCACCGAGGACAUCUAACAGAGGAUAUAGGGCUGCUGAUUGGAAUCUACAAGAACCUCAAUGGACGGGUCGCAUGAGGCUCGUGGCGAAGGGGGAGGAAUUAAUAAUGAAGUUGGAAGAUAAGACAUCUGGCGAGUUGUUUGCUAAAUGUCCUAUAGACAAGUACCCUGGAGUGGCCCUGGAAGCCGUGACCGAUAGCUCACGGUAUUUUGUUGUCAGAAUUCAAGAUGACAAUGGAAGAAGUGCUUAUAUAGGUUUAGGAUUUGGGGACAGAUCGGAUUCAUUUGAUCUCAAUGUUGCUCUACAAGAUCAUUUUAAAUGGUUGCGGAAAGAGCAAGAAGGUGAGCAGACUCCUCAGCAGCAGCUUGAUCUGGGUUUCAAAGAAGGAGAAACAAUAAAAAUAAACAUGAAAAUAACUAAGAAGGAUGGAAGUGAAGGUAACAAGACGCGUCGAGGUGGAGGCAUAGGUGGAGGAGGAGGACUGUUGCCGCCACCACCAGGCGGAUCCCGCCUUCCUCCGCCACCAUCGCCGCAGCAUGCACCUUCACCAUCUGCUCCCAUGGUCCCUGGAACGGCUAAUUCGGAUUGGGGUGAUUUCAAUUCCGCAAGCACUCCAAACCAACAACAACAACAACAACAGCCUAUCACGCCAGCUAAUCAACAGAAUUGGGUGCAGUUCUGAAAAUUAUUCUGAAACUGUGCAAUUGUGAUUUGGUUUCUAAUGUCUGGUGUGUGUCAGUGUGUGCACAUUACUUACAUAGAUAUACUUAAUGUUAUACGAGUAGGAACCAACGGCUUGCAAUCAGUAUCACUAGAUAUAUGAUAGUAUGAUUCACAUUAGUUCAUUGUGUGAGGCUAGUUGUGUUAAAGUACAGACACCAGAUCACAAUCACGUUAAUGCAAUAAUAUUUAUCAUCAUUGUAACAUUUAUUGUCUGUAUAUGUUGUAAUACUUAUAUGAUAAUUCUAUAUUAUAUUUAGACCAUAGUUAAACUAGAAUAUCUUUGGCUCUACUAAUUAUAUUGUAGUUAGAAUUAUUAGUAUUGUUAAAAGCAUGUCAUAGUUUCUAUGUAAAUAGUUACUGAUAUAAAAAUAAAUGUUUAAUAGUUGAGACGUGUACAAAUAUCGACUUGUUUUGCUUUUAAUUACAGUAGAUCUGCUUUUACAUUCGUGAGUGAUGUACAAAUUACUAAACUCUUGUUGUAAUAAAUUUCAACAGAUAGGUUUUAUAGUUGAUUAUUUUAGGUUUUAAAACACUUUUUUUCAACUUUGUUGUAUUGUUUUAGUGUCGUUUUCUGUAUCAUACAAACAGAGGCGAUUCGUACUUAUUUUUUUUUAUUUUAUGAAUAAUAGUAUUUUUAGUGUU